Molecule: messenger RNA, 3397 nt
Organism: Electrophorus electricus (electric eel)
Lineage: Eukaryota; Metazoa; Chordata; Actinopteri; Gymnotiformes; Gymnotidae
Gene: mllt3
Product: MLLT3 super elongation complex subunit
Biological process (GO): positive regulation of DNA-templated transcription
Cellular component (GO): transcription elongation factor complex
Molecular function (GO): chromatin binding
Source: RefSeq, a predicted model, not a curated record
UAGGGCUCAAUUAAGAGACCAUGUCCGCCAUCGGCCGUCUGCAGUCUUUGGUCUCCUUAUUUAAAGCAAAUUCUCCAUGAAAUAGCAUUAUCCCGUGGCCUCGAGGAUGGCCAGUUCGGGUGCCGUUCAGGUUAAACUAGAACUCGGUCACCGUGCCCAGGUUCGAAAGAAACCCACCGUAGAAGGUUUUACGCACGACUGGAUGGUGUUUGUCCGUGGACCAGAGCACAGCAACAUCCAGCACUUUGUAGAGAAAGUAGUUUUUCAUCUACACGAAAGUUUUCCAAGACCAAAAAGAGUGUGCAAGGACCCACCAUAUAAAGUGGAGGAGUCUGGAUACGCCGGCUUUAUCCUUCCCAUUGAGGUUUACUUCAGAAACAAGGAAGAGCCGAAGAAGGUGCGUUUCGACUACGACCUGUUCCUGCACUUGGAGGGCCACCCGCCAGUCAAUCACUUGCGCUGCGAGAAGCUCACGUUCAACAACCCGACGGAGGAGUUCCGCAGGAAACUGCUCAAGGCUGGAGGGCAGAGGGACCCUCACCGAAGAGGCUCAGAGGACUCCAAAGUUAUGGUGAUGCAGGAGGGCUCCACGUCUCUGUUUGGUCAGCACCUGAAGCUGCCUACCUUGCCCAGCAGCUCACUGACACUGAGCUUCUCUGAUGGCAAAAAGAACAAGUCCUUCCUGGGGUCAAAGGACGGGUCCAGAAGCGCCAGCGCCCUCACCAUCACCACCAACAGCAUGAGCAGCGGUGCCUCCCUCAAGCUCAGCAAACCAUCCAAGGAGCACAAGGACAAGCCUUCCAAAGACUCGAAAGAGUCCAAAAGUGCCUUCAGAGACUUUGGCAGGGACUCAGGCAAAGUCUCCAAAGACUCAUCAAAGAAACCCAAAGAGAACCAGCCACUGCGGGAAGAGCAGGCUAUCCCCAAGUUGGGCUUUAAAGAGCCCAAGGCCAUGUCUAAGGAGCACCGGGCAAAUGAGGGCAGCUUCUCAGGGCUGGGCCAGGCCAAACGGAGGCCAGCGCCAGAUGACGAUGGCCAGGCCAACAAAAAGCGCAAAGGAAGCUUCUUGGAGCCGCCGCAGAAGAUGCAGGGCUGCACUGGCCUGGUCCAGCCACACCACUCUGAGAAGAAGGUUGUGAAGGACAAAACACAGGCGCGACAGGCAAAUUUACGGGACAGCGAGCUGGCCGAGAGUAGGAAGGCGUCCACGUUGCGUCAUUUUCAGGAUGCAACAGACCUGAAUGACUCUGACAUGGAUGACAACAUUUCUACCAAAUCGGAUUCAGAGCAGCCCAGUCCAGCCAGUUCCAGCUCCAGCUCGAGUUCAGGCUUUGCACCCCAGCACAAGCGCCAAGCGCUGGGCCCUUUGCAGACGGUGAUUCCCGAUUUGCACUCGGACGACAAUGAGGAGGAGUCCGAGGAGGAGGAAGACAACGAUAUGGACUCAGACUUGGAGCGGACCCUGCACGCGCACCUGACGCACCGCCAUCGCAGAGUGAGUUUGAGUGAUGGUAGCGACAGUGAGAACAGCUCCGCCUCUUCUCCUCUCCCACAUAAUGAGCCUCCACCUCUCCUCAAGGCCAACAGUAACCAGAUAGAAGUAAAGAGUCCCAUGAAGCAGACUAAAGUAGACAAGAACAAGAAUAUGGACUGUGACAAGGCAUACUUGGACGAACUGGUGGAGCUCCACAGGAGACUGAUGGCAUUGAGAGAGCGGCACAUACUGCAGCAGAUUGUAAACCUCAUCGAAGAAACUGGACAUUUCCACAUCACAAACACGACUUUUGACUUUGACCUCUGCUCCUUGGACAAAACCACGGUCCGCAAGCUGCAGAGCUACCUGGAGACAUCCGGCGCGUCCUGAGGUCCUGAGGUCCUGAGGUCCUGUGCAGCUGGCUGCCCCGAGCAGGAGCUCAGGACCUCCCCGUCCUCCUUGUCCUCCGGUUUUGUCUCCUGGAAUCUGAUGGCUCGCGUCGGAUCACCUUUGCCCAGAGCUCCUUUCCUCUCUCUGUGUUCUUCAGAGCUGGACGUGAUGCGUCAGCCUGGACCCUUCUUCCUGUCCGCCAGGACGUCACCUGAAAAGCCUUGAAAAGUCCAAUGUUGCCAAAAAGGGGAGAAUAUCAUGCUACAAAAAAAAUGAAAGAAAAACAUGUGCAUAUUGUUAUUGCGUAUGAAUGUUUUAUUCUGUUCUUUGUGACGAAUGCAUGUUUCAACACUGCCUUACACCAUUGUCUAUUUAUUGAGUAAUGAGUUUCAAGUGUGUGUGUGUGUGUGUGUGUGUGUAGAAGAGCAAAUGAUAUUAAAUUCGUUCAAGCACUUGGGAACAGUCAUCUCAGUGGCUCUUUAAGGUGGUGGAGCAUGGGUCGUCACUUGCCAGUCUGACAUGCCUUUUAUCAGCGUGUAUGGGCAAAACAAAUAUCUUGUGUGUGCGAGAGGAUACUUUUGGACAGUUGAAGGCACUGUAAAACACUCUUGGAAGUUGGAAAGCUCCACCCUUGGUCUUACUGCUGUUUCCAGGAAAGGUGAUGUCUUUUGCAGGCACUCAUGGUGAGUCUUAGUUAUUGCACAUCAACAGUAAUGGCAGUGAUUUAUUUCAGUAUCAUAUUGAAACAAUUAUGGAGUUACACCUUUUGUGAAUCUGAGCAAAAAUAACUUUUUCUAGGCCAAAUAUGCUCUUACAGUAAGAAUAGGUCUCAGUAGAAAGCCUUUUUCAUUGAAUCUGUUGGUGUUAUUUAUUUAAUGGGGACCACGAUUCCCAUGGUUCUGUGCUGGUUGUCCUUAAACCAGUGGCAACUGGUUGUCUUUUUAGUUUGGGAAAACUGUUCUUUUUCUAAACUUAAAGAAAUCAAAGUUUACUCUGCAAAUCCUUGGGACUGUUCUUUUAUAAGAAACUUGAUUAAUUGUUAGAGGCCAAUAUGGGCAGAUUGUGCAGUUGAGCUGUAGGCCCAAUGUUCCAGUGAUGCUUUAGGGCAAGAACAGUAUGUUUAGUGAGGUUAUUUUGGGGUAUAUCAAUCCUAUCUGUAAGAGGUACAGAUAAACUGGGUGACGUGAUGAAUAUGGGGACUGAAUUAUUGGCACUGUGUAAAGAUGACAUAUGAAUUUUUCAUAAUUCUGCUUUUUUUUUUUUUUUUUUUUUUUUUUUUUUUUUUUUUUUUUUUUUGUUAUUUUGCUUAAAGGUUUUUGCAGAAUUAAUCAACCCCUUGUAAACCUUUUUUUUUCCUGUCUGAAUUUCCCUGAUUCAGUUUCUCGACCCAAAGAAUUUUUAGUUAUCAUGAUAUAAUGUUUAUGUGUGUAUAAACUUUAUAUGUGAUAAACUGAUUUAUCUUUCCUUUCUUGGAAGGUGUACUUAACUGUUUCUAGCUGAAUGUUCUUGAUCAUGAUACAAAAUCCAAGCUGA